This is a messenger RNA of Myxocyprinus asiaticus (Chinese sucker), 3227 nucleotides long. RefSeq names its product family with sequence similarity 83 member Fb (gene sack1fb). Lineage: Eukaryota; Metazoa; Chordata; Actinopteri; Cypriniformes; Catostomidae. Bases 70 to 1503 code for a protein of 477 amino acids. The transcript is spliced from 4 exons. The record is from RefSeq and is a predicted model, not a curated record.
CAGGCACACAGGUGAGCGUUUCAGGUAAGAGAGAGACAUUUCAUUCGCUUAAAUCAGUGACAUAAAGAAAUGGCGGAGUCGCAGCUCGUGUGUCUGGAGGACGGACUCCUGCCCCCCGCGACCCCUGAAUCAAGCCCGCGGUUCUACUACAGUGAACAGCAGCGGGCGGCGCUCGAGGCGCUGCUGACAGAAGGAGACGGAGCGUUUAAAACACUACUACUGAAAGACAAGAUCAAAGACUUCCUCUCCGCGCUAGAGGUAAAGAACAUUAGAAGUGCUUUCGUCAAAUAUAACCUGGAGAAUGAAGAAGGAACAUCACAGAAUGAAGCGAAACGCGAUGAAACCGGCUCGCUUCGCUCCACGUACUGGCCGCAGAUGUCUGACACGGAGGUUCCCGCGCUGGACAUCGGCUGGCCCUCAUCCGGGCUCUUUAAAGGAGUGACCCGCGCGACCGUGUACACUCACCCGCCAAAACUCAACAGCCCACACAUCAAAGAAGUUGUACGCAAAUUAAUCCAAGAAUCCUGCAAGGUUGUUGCCAUAGUGAUGGACCUCUUGACUGACCUGCAGAUUCUGCGGGAUCUGUUUGACGCGUCCAAGCGCAGCGUGCCCGUUUACAUCGUGCUGGACGUGCAGGGAACUCCACACUUCCUGGACAUGUGCAACAGACUGCAGGUGACCGCUAAAGACCUGCAGAACGUCAGAACUCGAACUGUAAAGGGCGUUGGGUUGAAUCUGUCCUUUGGUAGAAUUCCAGGAAACCUUUACAGCAAAUACAUGCUUAUAGAUGGAGAUAAAGUCAUGUUUGGAACUUACAGUUUUUCCUGGAGUUCCUCUCGUAUGGACAGGAACAUGAUCACGGUGAUGUCCGGGCAGGUGGUGGAUUUCUACGAUAACGAUUUCCGAGAACUUUAUGCCAUCUCAGACAAACUCGACCUGUUUAAAGAGUUUAACCUCAGUACGCCCCAGAUGGGCACUCUGGCACGGGCAGCUGUGCCGAAACGCCCGCCAACGGCCACCUCGCGCUUCCAGGUGAAUCUUGGAGACACGUCACGUGGAGAUCUUAAAGUGCCAGCACACAAAUAUCACAAUCCAAAAUACCUGUUAGCGCUCGGACAGAUACCGGGACCCACCACACCGCUGCAGGAGUUCCUCGAUACGAUGCAACCCCCCGAACCGGGUCAACAAACGCCAGAGGAGCCCGCUGAAGGACCAGAAAACCCCACGCCAGUCCCCACGCCAGUCCCCUCACAGACCGGGAAGAAAGAGUCAAAGAAAGUGAAGUCACGGACAAGUAAGAAAAAGGGAUCGUGUUGGAUUUUCAGAAAGAAAAAAGAGAAGCAAAGUGAAGCGGUUAUUGAAGAUCAGAUGCCAAACGCAACAGACGACGCGGACAAACACACGCUAACUGCAGCCGAACAGCCGGACGAGAAAUCUGAAGUGAACGACACAGUCAGAACAAAGAAAAGAUCUUGGAAGAACAUAUUUAGAAAAGCAAAGUGAGAAUGUUAUGGUGGAUUCUGUCAUUAAAAUAUUUGAAGGGAGCCGUUUUUAGUGCCUCGUUUUAUUCUUAAUAACUUUGAAAUGUUUACAUCUUUGUAAUUGUUUAGUUUUCAGAACGGCCCUAAAGCCAAAUGUGAAAAUGUUCCUAAAAUCACUUUAAAGUCUUUUGCAGUUGUGUACAUAUUUUGUGUUGUCAAUGAACGAAUUCCGAGACCUGUUGAACACUUUUGGGUUUGAUUUGUGUAUUUGUGCCUCAGGUUUUGCUAUAUUUGUGGGUACCAAAUAUGGCCUGGCCUAACCCCUUAUAUCUACAUUGUGCCCCCCACUGAUCGUUAGAUGGCGAAAUGAUCAAUGGGGCCCAACUACCCUGGCUCAAUGAAGAGACAAGCACUUGCCCACCCUAAAGAUCACAUCCUAAUACCAGCCGUGCCAAAUACCCACAACCUGACAACAAAGAACACUUAACAAAAGGACUAAAUAAUGCACAAAUUAAAAUCUGAAAUUCCUAAAUGUUUCUGUAAGAUCUUUAGGGUUAUGGUACAGAAAAUGUGUGUGUGUGUGACUAAUUAUUGUCGUUAUUCACUUCUGAAAAUGCAGAAAGUUUUUGUUUUUUUUAGAAUUUAGUUUAGUCUGUAGUAAUUAUAGUGAGCAUAAAUAUGUUUGGCUAACUUAAGUCACUCUCUCCCCAAAACCACGCCCUUGAAACCUGAAGUAUGUAACUUUUUCAGUGUUCAAAUAAUUUCUUCUAUUCCAGCUAAUAUGCAGACACAACUGUAAGUAAGCCAUUCAUAGGUUAAUUUCCUCCAAAACUAGGCCUGUUGCGAUGAUUAAAUAACCAUCUGUUUUGUGGAUGAAUCUACACGCCCUUUGUGUUUAUUCUGCCUAUUGGCUGGAGUUUGUUUUAUAGAUUAUCUUUUGUUGUGCAAUUCUGUCUCACAAAAUUUGUGGCAAAGUUAUCGCGGGGGCUCUCGAAGGCGUACAUGGACUGUUUGAGUUUAGAGGGAUGGACGCCGGUUGGCGCGGUCAUGCGCGGGGUUAAUGCACAUGUUUUUCUUUUUCUGUUUGUUUGAUUUGGGGGGAAGUGUGGAGUUUGAUUGUUGCACUAAUGUUGGAAUAUGGUCUUUAUAAUCUUGUUUUUGACACACAAUCUAUUUUUUCUAAUACACUGAACAAAAUUAAAAACGCAACACUUUUGUUUUUGCCCCCAUUUUUCAUGAGCUGAACUCAAAGAUCUAAGACUUUUUCUAUGUACGCAAAAGGCCUAUUUCUCUCAAAUAUUGUUCACAAAUCUGUCUAAAUCUGUGUUAGUGAGCACUUCUCCUUUGCCGAGAUACUCCAUCCACCUCACAGGUGUGGCAUAUCAAGAUGCUGAUUAGACAGCAUGAUUAUUGCACAGGUGUGCCUUAGGCUGGCCACAAUAAAAGGUCACUCACUUUAGACAAAGGGUGACUACUUUGAAGAUGCUCAAAUAUAACACAGUUUAGAUUUAUUUUGGAUUUUGUUUAGUCACAACAUAAUUCCCAUAGUUCCAUUUAUGUUAUUCCAUAGUUUUAAUGACUUUACUAUUAUUCUAAAAUGUGAAAACAAAAAAAAUUAUAAUAAAGAAUGAGUAAGUGUUUCAAAACUUUUGACCGGUAGCGUAUAUAUAUAUAUAUAUAUAUUUGUUUUUUGUUUUUUUCAGUUUUUUGUGUGUAUACUCAUGUGUGACCACAGGGAUGUUUGUU